Rhopilema esculentum is the source of this 4346-nucleotide messenger RNA. Its product is annotated as RAB11-binding protein RELCH homolog. Lineage: Eukaryota; Metazoa; Cnidaria; Scyphozoa; Rhizostomeae; Rhizostomatidae. Gene Ontology annotation, molecular function: protein binding. The record is from RefSeq and is a predicted model, not a curated record. Gene Ontology annotation, cellular component: trans-Golgi network; recycling endosome. Gene Ontology annotation, biological process: intracellular cholesterol transport.
UUGAUAAGACCAGUCCUGCUACUGCAAGAUCAACAAAGAUGGAGGGUGAAUAAGUUACUAAUGCCAAAGGUUGCAACCCAAUAAGACAUGGAAGAGGUAAGCGUUCAUACGGAUAAAGCUAGUCGUACAGAAGAAGACCAUGCAGAGAUGGCUGACCAGCCUUCUGAUGUAGAAAUAAACGAGGUUGCAAGAAGACUUCUGAGGUGGAAAUUUCUUCUGUCAGCUCUAGAAGUUCACUGUGAGCUCUGCGAACGCGGUAGAGAACUUCCGCUUCUUCGAGAUUUUUUCUCAAAUCCAGGAAAUUUUGAAACGAACUCAAGAUAUGAUGGUAUAAGCAUCAGCAGCGUCAGGAGAUCAGCUAGUAACCUGACAUUAGACUCAAUAGAUGAUUUUGCAAGAUAUUCUGAUGAUGGUGGAAGAGAUAAUGAUGAUAAAGUUGCUGUGCUGGAGUUUGAGUUGAGAAGAGCCAAAGAAACAAUCAAAGAAUUGAGAGAAAAUAUCACAGAAUAUGCCAAAGAAAAUGAAUCAUCCCUCAAAAAGACAGGAGAAGAAUCAAAACAAUCUUCAGAGCAAGAGGGUCCUGUAAAGACUUUUGAACUUCGAGCAUUGAAUUAUCUCACAAACGAAUUUCUUCUAAAAAAUGGAUACCGUUUGACUGCUAUCACUUUUGGGGAAGAAGUUGGAGAUCAGGACAUUGACGAUUGGGAUGAUGUCGGUGUCAAUACUCCACGCCCACCCAAUCUUUUACAUCUUUUUCGAGAUUAUGGCAAACACGUGGUAGAGCCAGUCGAAAAAGAUAAGGAAGAGAUAGAAAAACUCAGAGAACAAAUAUAUCAAUUGGAAAUGAACAUCAAAGAUUUGGCAGAAAAGUCAGAAACUUUACAAAAAGAGAAUAAUACAUUGCAACAAGCUUUGAGUGAUCACGAACGGGUGAAUAGUGAUGAUGCAGUGAAUCCGCUCCCUGACUCCACUGUUUCAUCAAGCGCCGAUGAAGUACAAACCGACAUAAAUAUGGAAUUUCAUAUGGCAAAGGAAACUCAAGAUUCUGGGCCAGAUGUCACGACCCAGAUGCGAGCCGAAGAGCAACAGGAGUCAAAGAAUGACUAUGAACAGUCUCUCAUAGGCAGUAAUUCUGUGCAAGAUGAGAAAUUAGAAAAAGGUUAUAAAAGCAGUAGUCAAGAGGUUCUUAGCAAUGAUGAUAGUUUGUCAAUAGAAGACCAGCUAGACAAUAAUCCUGAGAAUUGUGAUAACCAGUCAAUGGACAGCUUUCUUGAUAGAGACGUUCCCGAUGAAACGGUUGCUUCCGAAGAUCACAUUCCAGCGGUUGAUAUGAGUAUUGAGCUGAACAUUUCUUCAAAAAGGCAAACGACCGCAAUUUUCAUCCAGAAAUUAUUUGGUUUUGUACAAGAACAACACGACACACGUUUGAUGAAGGAGAUUAUACGAGCAUCAGAAGAAGAUGACCCUAUCCACAUUGUAUCCAGAUGCCUUCCAAAUGUGGUCCCAAACGUUUUGCUAAAUAAACGAGAGGAGCUGAUACCGAUUAUUUUGUGUCUGGUCCGACUUCACCCUGACGUCAAAGUCAGGGACAAUCUCCUGCAUAUGCUGUUUAACUUGAUAAAACGCCCAGAUGACGAGCAGAGACGCAUGAUUAUAGAUGGUUGCGUUGCCUUUGCAAGGAAGGUUGGCCCAACUAGAAUCGAGGCUGAACUUCUUCCUCAAUGCUGGGAACAGAUCACUCAUAAAUAUCCGGAGCGUAGACUGCUCGUUGCUGAAACAUGUGGUUCUAUGGCACCGUACAUACCGCCAGAGCUGUUAGGUUCAUUGAUGUUCUCGAUGUUGAGACAGAUGCUCGAGGAUGAUGGGAAUGAAAAAGUUCGCGAAGCAGCCACGCGGAGCCUCGCAUUGAUUUUUGCAUUUGUUGAUGAUGAUGCAAAAUAUUCUCAGGCCGUUGACUUACUUAUGAAAACGUUAAUGGAUGAGAAUGAAGAUGUCUUGCGUGCUUCAAGGGAGAUGCUUCUUCCUGUUAUCGGUGUAUGGACAUUGGAACUAAAGAACCUACAGUCGCAGUUGUUAUCGCCAUUUUUAAUGACAAUCCGUUCGAUUUUAGAGAGUGCAACUGCAAAAGUAUGCAACAAAACGGAGGACAAUACCCAAGCAUUAAGUGCUCUCGAUUUGCAAUUCAAACUUUUGUUUCAAUGCUGUAUUGACAUGGUGCCGCUGAUUUUUGCAUUCGUUCUUUUAACAGGACCAUUCGACGGAGAGGAUGGUGAUCCAACUAUCGAUAUAAAAGAUAACCGUCUGCCAAAGGAGCCUAACACACUUAUGAGCCUUGAAGUUGUCAUUGGUGAUGCCAGGAAAUUAAGAAUUAUGGUAGAAAGGUUUGAUAGAAAUCUUGAGAAUACAGAACCUGUAUCCUGGAAUGAGCUAGAAUGGGUUUGCGACAAUUGCGUAUCCCAAGUUGUAGAAUUCACAGGUUUAAAGCGUUCUGGAGAGUUAGAAAUUAUGGAGCAGCUGGUCUGUUUUUUAUGCAAGCUAUGUCGAACAUUUGGGAAAAUUUAUACAUACAAAAAGAUAAUUCCAUAUUUUGAAAAGCUCAUGAGGGCGUCAGAACUCUCCUUCUUGGAAAAAGACUUACCCCCAAUAUGCAGCCCGCUGUUGCCACUUUUCAUUUGUGGAGUUCUCUCUGUCUUCAAUGAGGAAGAAGAUCGAAAAAGGAUGUGCACCUUUUUGAAGCAGUCUUUGGUUACCAUCGCUACACAAAAUUUUUCCUUAUAUCAUUUAGAAUCUACAUUUCAUAUUCUUGGGUCUAACCAGGACCUUCAUGGAGAUCUUAUACAGGUUCUUAGAGAAGCACUUGUUCAUCCAUCUACAGCUGUCAGAAUAACAACUGCUCCACUAUUAGAGAUUUUGGUACGGUGUGUUACCAGUAGUCCGCUUUUUUCACAAGUUGCAUCUGCAUUGAUAACCCUUUCAAAUGACCGAGAAUUUGCUGUCAAAGUUGCCACAGUUCCAACACUUGGGAGUGUUGUAGAGACGAGGACGGACAAAAAUUUAUUAGAAAAAGUGUUCUUGCAAUUGCAAUCACUAAUGGAUGACCCAGGUCUCAAAGACAACAUUGAACUUCAAAAGGCUAUGCUGAGGACAUUUUCGCGAAUCCUGCCCAAUUCCGAACCAAAAUUCAGAGAAGAAUUCUUGGCACAUAGAAUUCGCAGAAUGGCCGAAGCAAACAGUUUCAUUCCGGAUUUAAAAGUUCAAGUCGAGAUGGCACGUGAAAUUGGCCAGACAAUAAGUGCAAUGCUGUGUUGUUUCAUCUCAGCAGAAUUAAUAUCGUCGCAAAUAAUUCCAGCAUUACGCUUCCUGGAGCGAGACACAAAGGACCUCGCACCAGAUGUUUAUGAUCAGAUAAGGCUGAUAAUAACCGAUGCAGAAAGCAAGAUUUCUGCAGAUAAUGCUGCUGAAGGCUCUGGAUCUUCACUGAGUGGACAAGAAAUGAAGAACAAACUGCUCAGCGGCUUCAACAGACUAAAAGACGCCUCAACGAAGAAAAGAGACCUUUUCAAGAAGAAAGAGCGCUCUAGUACUUUAUUAUAGGGAUAAUCAACUCUACUUGCAAUUCUUAGUAAGGCUCUCUCGUUGUGGAUUCCGCCAAUAAAUGUAACUGCCACCACCUUUGCUAAGGGUAAAAAACCGCGCCACCUUACAUUUGAUGAUACCUUGCCUUUGCUUUGUGCCAGGUUCGAAAAAGGAAAAAUAUAAUUUAAAGCGAACAUUUUUGUGAAGGGAAGGAAACUUAUUUCAUAUAUCCCCCCCCCCCUCCCCCCCCAAUUUCAUACCAAUAUGAUGGAGAUUGUACAUUAUAUAAGUUGUAUUUGCAAGAAUGUGACACAUUAGACAGUCGUGCAGUGGCAUUAAAGGAAAAGCCAGGAUCUCAUAUCAGUUAUAAUCCGAAUCUUAGCAGUUCCGCCCCAUUUUUUACGAACGCUCUUUGUAGAGUAGUUUUGCAAUCCAAGUAAUGGAAACACCAAGCAAAAAGAAUUUCUUGGUAGAACUUAUGACAAUUUCUUGGUAGAACUUACGACAAUGUUACUUAACUUAAUUGUCGUAAUUAUUCUUUUUUUUGUAGCAAUUGAACAACCUGUUUCCACACGACUGCAGUCUACUAAACUUCAAUGAAAUCAAGUCUCGCUUAAUCUUUGUAUUUUUGUAUUUGCAAUGUAUAUUAAGCUGUUAAAUGUUUGCUCUUUUAAGGGGACCGAUCACCAGCGAUUAUUGUAUGGAAUAGUAGAUUACCGCAGUAUUGAAUUUAGUUGACAUGAUUCAUCGAGUAAAAUAUCUGGUUCAAA